AUGCUAGUACUAAGUGAUAGCGAAUCCUCCGCCAUGAUGGCAUCUUCUGAAGCUUCCGCAGCUCCGGUUGGCUCCCAGUGCCAGUCGCCUCAUUGUAUGACUCCCGGAGUAUGUCAGGAGUACGCCUCAACAUCUCCGUGCAGCUCUGCUCAGGUCAAACAGCGUGGCCUAGUGUCUGGAGGCACCAGAACUCCCACAUCUCCAGGGGCAUCGCACGCCAGCCGUCAGUGGGACAUCAAUGACAGCACGCUGCCAAUGCCCGACUCGCCUGACCCCUUUGACCUAUGGCCAAGUGGACAUUACCGUCGCGUGUAUCGAGCAGACAGUGACGACGCUCGCAGACACGUCAGUGGCUGGGCCAUGAGAAACACCAACAACCACAACGCGCUCAUCCUAAAGAAGUCUUGCCUCGGCGUCCUCGUGUGUUCCCUCGACUGUCUCCUCGAUUCCGGCAUCAAAGUCCAUCUUAGACCAGCCAUCUGCGACAAGGCUCGGCGGAAGCAAAUCGGAAAACCGUGCCCUAAUGUGGGAUGCACUGGCAAGUUGACCCUGCUGUCGUGUCGAGGUCACUGCGGUUACCCAGUGACCCACUUCUGGCGGCACGUGAACAACGCCGUUUACUUCCAGGCCAAAGGUUACCAUGACCACCCACGGCCAGAGGUCAAGUCUUUGACAGAUAAAGGCAGACAGGUGUUUUCCAAACAAAUGUGUCAUGACAGGAACCGAAUCUUGUCUGCACUAGGGAAGCGUCGCUUUCCCUUGUUGAGCAGCGAGGACACGUUUGAGAAGAAGAUCCUCAUAUCUGAGAAAGAUGAGGUCAUGUGUUCCUGUCCCCCAUUUGAAUGCAUGUGCUCGAACUCUGCACCUCACAGAAACUUCUUGGCAUCUCCGGCGUUUAGUCACAUGGCCAGUCGGACACCCGCUAGUCAUAUGUCAAAGAAGGAACAUUUAGCCCACCUGCCAAUUACACAAAUCAAUAUCACCAACAACUGUUUACCCUCAUCUACCUUGGACGCCAGCAUCCCCAACAUCGAAAUAUACCAGAACUACCCUUCUUACAAUCCGGGUAAUUACUACCACGAUAGCGAUGUAAAGUUAUUCAAAUACAACAACGACAGCCUACACUAUCCGCAGUCACACGAACAGCAUUUUUUAAGGUAUCCGUUCGAUAAUUUGAGAUCCUCGCAUGUCCAAAAUUUGCCAAGUUUAGUGGGAUCUCAAACUAUUGACUACCCAGCUCGUAAUUUUGAUGGCGGUGUGGGAGCCAGGAUGUGUUCUAGUAUGUCAGUUAACGACUGUAGGGGUGACUGCAGCAGAUGUAGGAUAAAUCAGUCUGUAUUGAAAAGCCGAGGUCACAGAACGAGUCCUAGCGACGAAAGUCCAACUUCAGCUUUUGUUUUUAAAACAGAGCCUGUGGAAACUGCAUUGGCAAGAGUUGAAUCUUCGUUGUCUGACGUUGAGAAUCCAGGUUUCCAGCCAGAGUCUUUUUACGGUCCACUUUCAUCCGCUUUUUAUGCUGAUCAUCUGUUAUCGCCAAAACCAGCUGAAGUUUACUCUAAACCGGAACACUCACCUGAUCCAGCCAUGAGAGACCAAAACAAACCAGAAGAGCCAACUUACAUCACUUUAACAUCCCCUCAAGUGUAUCGAGAAUUUCACUCUUGCAGACUUGUCUGUCCAAACAGAUCUCCAGCCUCAUCGUUGGACGCUUCUGUAUACCCCGCACCCUCUCAUGAACCUUCUCAAAUAGACAUAAACAACGCAUCGUUUGAUUCCUCUACGGGAUUGAUUCCACGCCAAGAAAAUCGCAAUGAAGACUACGCCGAAUCGUCUCCACGGGCAUCACCGACCAUGCCUCAUCUUCUCUACCAUGACAACUCUACGAGCAUCCUCAGUAGUUGUCCCAGAAACAAUACAUUCCAUCUUCCUAUUGGUGCUUACUACGAGCCUAGCACAGCCCCGAUCUUAUUGGCCAACGAAAGUCACAUGGUGCCAUCCAACAGUGCAGUUUACGGAGAAAGUUCCAACACGCCCUAUGGAUUUUACUGCAGCGAUAAGUUAAAUACACAAAGUUCACAAAAUUACAGAAACCGUAGCAUUAACAUUACGUUAACGUAUAAUUAA
Candidula unifasciata is the source of this 2124-nucleotide messenger RNA. The record is from the annotation of a GenBank genome assembly. NCBI's taxonomy places the organism in Eukaryota, Metazoa, Mollusca, Gastropoda, Stylommatophora, Geomitridae.